CAAACAAAACUUUUUUGCAUGGUUGAUCACGAACAAAAACACCCGUUGUGUGAUCACGACACUUGAAGACUUGGAAAAGGACUCAGUGAAAAAAAGAAAAUACUUUAACGCUUUGCAUAAAUAUCGAGUAUAAUAAUUGAAUAUGUCUCGAUUACUACUUCUAUUACUGGUUUGCUUGAUAUUGCAUAGAUAUGAGGUUGAGUCAAAGUCCGAAAAAAAAGAUCAUAAAACGAAAGAGCAUCAAAAAGAAAAACACGAAGAAAAAAAAAUAACUAAAGAUAUUGAAAUUGCAAAAGUGGAGGAUAAAAAAGGGAACGAAGAAAAAAAGAAAACUCUCAAAUCAACUGAAGAAUCUACUGAAACUGGAGAUGAAUCAGAAGGUUCCGGAACUCAACGAUCAGAAACGCUUGAGGCAAGAUCAGAUACUGAUCAUACUACAUCCACAGACACUGAGAAGACGACAAUUGCAAAAAGUUUGGACAUAAGCAACAACCCUUUAGCUAUAGCAGCUGCUGGUAAUUUGCGAGAAGUUAUUCGAGACAGCCUGGGAAAACUAGCACGUGCCGAGCUUGAAAUGCACAAUGCCCUUGUACAACAGAUGUCCGGAAAAAUCCCGGGCUCAAAUGGAGCUGCACUUCCGGGAGGAGCAACAUUCUCUGUACCACAAGCAGUUAAGCAAUUGAGAUGCCCAGCACCAUGUUCUCAAUCAUGUGCAUCAUCUGGAUGUUCUCCUAGCUGUUGCAUGAAUAGUAUGCCUCAAAUGCCAGCUUCUCUAUCACCAAUGAUGGGUGGAUGUGGUAAUCAAAUGCAGGGUUGUGACCAACAAUAUAUGAUGGGGGGUUGCGGUGGACAAAUGCAAGGUUGUGGACAACAAAUGCCUCAAAUGUCAAUGGGGUGUGGAGGACAAAUGCAAGGAUGCGGACAACAAAUGCCUAUAAUGAUGCCAGGUUGUGGAGCACAAAUGCAAGGGUGUGGGCAACAAAUGCCGCCAUUAAUGGGUGGUUGCGGAGGACAAAUGCAAGGUUGUGGACAACAAAUGCCGCAAAUGGUCGGUGGAUGUUUUGGACAAAUGGUGGGUUGCGGCACACAAACAUUUCAAAGUUCAUUAAAAGCGCCCUGCGCACCUAACUCAAUUGGUUGUGGUCAGCAGCUUCGUGCUCCAAUGGUAUCAAUGACGCCAGGUUGUGGUGGACAAAUGCAAGGUUGUGGACAGCAAAUGCCACCAAUGAUGUCUGGGUGUGGUGGACAAAUGCAAGGUUGUGGGCAACAAUCGCCACCAAUGAUGUCAGGAUGUGUCGGACAAAUGCAAGGUUGUGGGCAGCAAUUGCCACUGAUGAUGCCAGGUUGUGUCGGGCAAAUGCAAGGUUGUGGACAACAAAUGCCUCCAAUGAUGUCUGGGUGUGGUGGUCAAAUGCAAGGUUGUGGACAACAAAUGCCACCAAUGAUGUCUGGCUGUGGUGGUCAAAUGCAAGGUUGUGGGCAGCAAAUAAUGCCAAUGAUGGCUCCUAUCAUGCCAGGUUGUGGCGGACAAAUGCAAGCUGGCUGUGGUGGACAGCAAGAAGAACAAAUGCAGUUUAAAGUAAAACUCCUUCCACCUCAAAUUUACUCUAUACAACAACAACAACCUCAACAGCAAUCGCAAUGCCCACCACAAUGCCAGCCACAAACAUGUCAGAUUGGAUGUCCACAAACAUGUUGUAUGCAAUCUCAACCUCAAACUGCUAUGCAAAUGCCACAACCAAUGAUGGUAAUGGGUGGAUGUGCACCUUCAUGCCAGCAGCAAUGCAUACCUUCGUGUCCAAGAGGUUGUUGUGGAGCUUUUGGUAAAAAGAGAUAAAGAUAUGAUAACGUUAAUAUUUUUAAGAACCGUUUUAGUUUCACACCAAUUCUUUUUAUUCAACACCGAAAAGUUAUUAAACACACAACAUUAUGCGUCAGUUAGGUUUGGCUGAGCCAAAUUUAUUUUAAGAAAUAUAAUACAUAUUACUUAGUAAAAGGUUUUUUUAACGAUAACUUCAAUCUUUUAUUUUUACGAUGUAAUGUUUUCAUUGGAGCUUAUUAUAAAGAAAUGUUUUUUUUUUUUAUACCUUGCGCGUUGACACACUUUUUCUUAUUUAUAAAAAAAAGUCAAAUUAUAUUUAUUUUAAAUUAGUUUCCUUGAUAUUUUCGCUAAAGCACUUACUGUGAAUAUCUUAUAUAUGCAAGAAUAAAAUUUUUAUAUUUAA
Hydra vulgaris (swiftwater hydra) is the source of this 2225-nucleotide messenger RNA. Its product is annotated as keratin-associated protein 10-4. Lineage: Eukaryota; Metazoa; Cnidaria; Hydrozoa; Anthoathecata; Hydridae. The record is from RefSeq and is a predicted model, not a curated record.